This is a messenger RNA of Ostreococcus lucimarinus CCE9901, 1776 nucleotides long. RefSeq lists its product with no specific name. The record is from RefSeq and is a predicted model, not a curated record. Lineage: Eukaryota; Viridiplantae; Chlorophyta; Mamiellophyceae; Mamiellales; Bathycoccaceae. The coding region runs from base 1 to 1776 and encodes 591 amino acids. The transcript has a single exon.
AUGACGGCGGGCGCGCGGACGACGACGACGCUGGAGCGGUACACGCCGCGGGACGCGGACCCGGACGAGGUGUUCGAGGAGAUGAUUUUGGAUUGGCGCGCGAAUCCGCGGGUGAAGCUGCGGCGAAGGCGCGAGUGGGGGUGGGACGCGAGGGACGCGGCGACGACGGCGGCGCUGAGCGCGGCGUGGACGCUGGGACCGGCGACGCUGGCGUGGACGGCGGCGAAGGCGUACGUGAAUCGGGGAAGCGCGAUGGAGCGAAGGAAGAAAAAGUGGGGGGUCGUGAUGGCGCUCGCGGCGAGCGAAUUGGGGUGGUACGCGCACAGGCGAGGGGUCGGGAAGCGAUUCGACGACGACGAAAAUAUGAAGGCGACGCCGACGCGACGGGAUUUCGAUCGGUUCUUGCAGCUUCGCUACGACGGAGUGUUGGAUUUUAACGCGUACAUCAGGGGAUGGAUGAAGACGUGGAAGAGUUUCGCGUUCGGUGAACGCGAGAAUCCGUUUCGGGCGACGCCGUCGAGCCCGCCCUUGUCCAGGGCGUCGACGCCCGGGAUCGAUCGCGCCGAGUCGCCGGCGUUUCACCGAGAGACGGCGCUGGAUUUUUUACGUUUCGGCUUUCACGACGCGCUGAGCGCGGAAGAGAUCGGCGAGCGCAAAGAGCGGGAGCUGAGGACAUUCAUGGAGGAAAUUGAGGCGCACUGGAACUUGAAAUUCGACGACAACGCGGCGAGGGAAUCGUUCGAGUUUAUGUUUCACACAAAGGAAAAGCUCGGGGCGUUGCAUCAACCGCUGUUGUUCACCGCGUGGGUGAACGGUGUGGCGGGCGUGACCGGGCUGGCGUUACACGCGUUGGGAUUUAAAUUGUAUCACGGCGCCAACGGGUGUUCGUACUGGGCGAACUGCGAAAUCGUCGAGAAUAAUUGGAAGCGACGACGCGCGAGGACGGCGACGCGAGAGACGAGGCACGGCCGAGGCGUCGAGACGAGACCGGUGUUGUGCGGAGACGCGGGCGACGCGAGCGACGGCGAUACGAAGCCAAUCAUUUUCGUCCACGGCCUGGGCGUCGGACUCGCGCCGUAUGUUCCGCACAUCGCGCAACUCUUGCGCAGCAGACCGAAUCGCAAAAUCGCCAUGCUGACGCUUCCUCACAUUAGCAUGCGAGCGGUGCCGAAGGUGCCUGAACUCGACGACAUGGUGGACACGGUGGUGGAAAUCACGAAGAAGCACGCAUUUCGCGCGCCAGCGCUGUACGGACACAGUUUCGGCACCUUUGUCGUGGCGAGGACGUGUCAAAGGUUUUGCGUGAGUUCAAUCGUGCUCCUCGAUCCGGUUUGCGUGUGCUUGUGCUUACCGCAAACUGUAGGUAUUUUAUACCAGCUCAAUAAGAGCUGGGUCGACUUCAGGAAUAGACUCAUGGAAGGUCCGCGAACGCUCGCGACCGCGUCGUUUUGGCGCGAUGGAAAUGCAUUGUUGUACUUUUUGUUGCGCGACUACUUUCUUCUUCGAGAAAUCGGCGUCAUGACGGCGCUUCGAAGAAAGUUUUGGUGGGCUCGUUAUAACUUGUGGGCGGACGAUUUGCCGGUGGACUCACUCAUCGUGCUCGAAUCGAAUGAUCUAUUGCUCGACACGGACGCCAUCUGCAGGCACGUGUUGAGGCAAUCAAAGGCGCGAAUUAUUUGGCAAGAGAAAUUCGCGCACGGCGAAUUUUGCAUGCCGUGGGGAUACGGCUUGCGAAGCGACGUUGUCGACUUCUUAGACGCGUUAAAGAACGCGUAA